Drosophila takahashii is the source of this 933-nucleotide messenger RNA. RefSeq names its product iron-sulfur cluster co-chaperone protein HscB-like protein, mitochondrial (gene Hsc20). Gene Ontology annotation, molecular function: ATPase activator activity; protein-folding chaperone binding. NCBI's taxonomy places the organism in Eukaryota, Metazoa, Arthropoda, Insecta, Diptera, Drosophilidae. Gene Ontology annotation, cellular component: mitochondrion. The record is from RefSeq and is a predicted model, not a curated record. Gene Ontology annotation, biological process: protein complex oligomerization; [2Fe-2S] cluster assembly.
UGUUUUGGUCAGCUUGUGUAAUUAUUAGAAGUUUCAAUUGUCGAUAAAAAUAGUUAAAUUUAGUGUAAAAUAUGCGAAGUGUAAUUAGUAGCUUUAAAUGUGCUGUGAGGGCAACCAAUUACACACCAAUUACCAAAAAUGUUGUGCCGUUUAAACGUUUACGUUUUCCUCAAAUACGCCAAUUUUCCGUUGAAUCGUCGCCGGCUUGUUGGAAUUGCCAAAAGAAAUCGAACUUGAGACAGAAUAUGAUAUGUUCAGAUUGUGGACACUUGCAGGAUGUAAAUGCAGGAAUAAAUUACUUCGAAUUGCUGAGCUUUCCCAUCCAGUUUUCUUUGGAGUCCCAGAAGUUGACAAAAAGUUUUCGCCAACUGCAGACUAUAGUUCAUCCUGAUAAGUUUAGUAAUAAAACCUCCCGUGAGCAAACCAACUCCGCCGAUUGGAGUUCCCUGAUCAACAAGGCCUACAAGACCCUGGCCACUCCCAUAGAACGUGGUCAGUACCUUCUUCGUUUGGCGGGCGAGCAGAUGCCCCAGGAUAAUAGCGCCUUGAACAAGGAAUUCCUAAUGGCCAUGAUGGAACGGAAUGAGGAGGUGGAGGAGGCGGAAGACGCGAAAACUCUGGAAGAUCUUAAUGCCAUACUUAUAAAGGAACUGGAGGAAAUGGCCCAGAAGCUAAGCCACCUGUUCGAGAGCAAAGACCUUCAAGGAGUCAAGGGAACCCUCGUGGAGAUGAAGUACCUCCUGAGUAUUCAGAGCAGCAUCAAACAGAAGCAACAAAGUUUGCUGGGCAGCUGAGAAUUAAUAAUUAAUCGAUCUGCCAAUCGGUUCCGAUCACGCACACACACACAACACACCUGUUGCUAUCUAUCAGCUGUUGAGUAAACAAUAACACCGACUUCGUUUGUUUUAUAAUGUGAAUAAAAAUCGCGAUACA